Molecule: messenger RNA, 1541 nt
Organism: Bursaphelenchus xylophilus (pine wood nematode)
Lineage: Eukaryota; Metazoa; Nematoda; Chromadorea; Rhabditida; Aphelenchoididae
Source: the annotation of a GenBank genome assembly
AUGUCCACUGAAUACGGUGUCAACAUUUCCAACAAAUUCGCCUUUUUGGACGAUGGUAAGCGAGUUUUCUCUUCCGUUUUUCGCUUAGGAGAUUAAUAAACGUCAUGGAUAACAUAAUAUUUCCGUUUUUGCAGAAGGAACUGAUCCCGCCGAACUUUUGGCUCGCGCCGCCAAGGAGAAGAAAGAGAAGCAGCGACUUGCCAAGGUCGCCGCCAAGGCCCCAGCUCCGGAACCAGUGAAGCCCGUCCGCGAAAACAACGAGAACAGAAAGCCUGCCGGACAACGCGGAGGACCUCGUGCCCCACGCCGUGAGGGUGAUCUGUCCGAGCGUUUCGGCGAAAAGCGACGAGAAUUCCGUCCCCGUCGUGAUGGAGAAGGUGGUGGCCGUCGUGAAGGUGGAGAAUAUCGUCCUCGCCGCGAAGGAGAGACUGGAGAGUACCGACCUCGUCGUGAUGGAGAAGACAGGCCUCGUGGACCCCGCAAGCCUCGGUAAGAACGAGUUUAUUGGUUCAUGAAGUUUAGGGUAGCAUUAGUUUGUCUUUGGUUUUCUCAAGCAAUGAUGUUAUUAUUUAUGGGUAAUUUUCGGCUGAAAGUUGUGAUGCCAACUAUAACUGAGCUUGAGAAAGCAAAAAGACAACUCUUGCUCUCUCCUAAAGUAAAAAAAUAAUGGAUUUUGGAUCUAGUAUAAUAUCAGAUUUAGUCUGCUUAUUUGAUUUUAAUAAAACGGUUUUAGUGAGCCAAGAGAAGGUGAGAACACCGAGGUCGUCGAUGGAGAGCGUCCUCCUCGCCGUUACAAUGGAAACCGCCCAUUCCGUGGACCUCGUCAGGACCGUGUCUCCGGAUCCGACAAGACUGGAGUCAAGUCCGUCCCCAAGAAAGACGGCCAUGGAAAAGGCAACUGGGGCGAUGACCAGGACGAGCUGGUCGGAGAAACCGAACAAUUGAAUGUGUCCGACAACAAGGAGAACGGUGCUGCCGCCGAGGCCACCGAAGUCCAAGAAGUUGUUGAGGAGCAGCCCGAGGAAGAGAAGGAGCCGCCAAAGCUCACUCUUGCUGAGUGGAAGGCCCAGCAGCAGCAGGCCAAGCAGGAGUUCAAGACUCGCAAGGCCAACGAGGGCGCCGACCAGAAGGCUCUCCAGAAGUUCGUUCCAUUGAAGAAGGACAACGAGGAAGAUGAAUAUGAAGAAGUCGAGGAACACAUUGCUCCAACUGUAAGUUGAUUUAAUACUAUUUGCAUUGGCCUUUAGGAACCUCUUGAAAAGUUUGGAGCAACAGAAAUCUUUUCUUUCAAAUUGUAUUACCCUUCUUUUCAGAAGCGCCAACAAUCCCAGAAGACCGUUGAUAUCAACAUCAAUUUCAAUGACCCCAACCGCCGUGACAACCGCGGAGAGCGCCGCUUCAACGAACGUCGUCCCGGUGGCGAACGCAGCGACCGUCCUCAACGCGGUCCCCCUCGUCAGGACAACCGUGGCCCCGCUCGCGGACCUCGUCGUGGCCCUCAAAUCGACCUGGCUCAUGAUUUCCCCGCUCUCGGCGCCUAA